AUUCCUGCUUAUCUUUUUCAUUUCCAUUUUGGGAUAUAAACACUGAAAAAGGUCGAACAACACAAGUGCAAUAUCACAGAAGAGAACAGGGUGACGUGCCAAAGCAGAGUUUGUUUUUUCUGCUCCCUUCCCCUCGCAGAGUGUGAAUCAUGAACGCAUUUUGCUUUCUCAUGCCGGGAGCCAAAAGUGCUCAGCGUAUAGCCUUCAGUUAACCCCACAGAGUUCAGAUCGCUCCUUUCUGUUCAGUCUUUAAAUGCUGUCUUUGCAAAUUAUGGUGCCACUCCAUAUAAUCAUGGUUUUGUUGGUCUCCCUCUAACUUGUGUUUCUACCUUUUUUUUUCCUCCUCUUGUUUUUUUCCUUCCAGGCCUGGCGAGUGUGGUCAAAAGUCUGCUGUGGUCAAAAAUGGCUUCUCCUCCUGUCCCCAUUCUUCCUCCUAUUCCUCACGAUUGCUGUGAUGAUGACGACUCUCCCUAUUCCUUCGCCAAUCUUAAGCAUCGACCGGCGGACGUCCCGAGCCCUGAGCUCUGCCGGGGAGUUCCGAUCGAGGCCCGGGAUCGUGGAGCUCCCUCCUGCCGUUGCCUUCCGGCAGCCUCUCGCUCACAUCCACAGCGGGGCCUGGAAAUCCAUCGCUGAAAAAGAGACGUCUAAACACUCAGUGGCACCUAACCGUUUCGGAGACGCUGCUGGCGAUGACAAAAACAGCAUCAAAGAGAGGAGUCACGCAGACUGGCACAGAAAUAAACACAAAAGCAGAGGCAUUGCUUCUGAAAGGAAAGCAAUCGCAGGCGCCAGCCAGCAUCCAACCAGUCACCAUCAUCAUCUCAAUCUCCCGGAGUUUACCGUCAACAACACAGGCCCAAAGCUUAGAAUUAAGCAAAGCAACCGCAGCUCUGUGGUAAAGCACACUGCACUGACACACAUACGUCUGAAGCAGAGUAAAUCUACAGCAGCACGUAUAUCUGUUCCUGCAAAUACUCUGAUAAGUGAAAGACAAGCUACAGACAGACAGGCAGACAGAUGGGAGGAUAAACACACAAAUGCAGACGCACAAAUACAUGGCAGCCAUACAACUGCAGAGCUAUCUGAACAUCACCACGCUUUGAAAAAACACAGACAGCUCUCUGGGAAAACUGACAAAGUCAAUAAGGAGCAGCAGGCUGUGAAAAAGCCCUCGGGGGAUCCGAGGAAACGUCGUAAUCUCUCAGGGGAUCCGACUGACGCAAAGAAGAGUCCUGGGUCGCUGGAGCAAAGAAAGGCUUUGUCCAAACCAGAGGCAGCCAUGAAGAAAGAUGACAGUAACUGGUGCCGGAGCUUUACAGAGCAAGACUUCCCGGAGAGCGACCGCAGGAGGAUCAGGAUUAGUUCAGAUCUCCGGUCUCUCCCCUGGCUCAGCGAGGAUGACAUCCAGAAGAUGGAGCUGCUGGCUGGGGGAGAGGUGGUCAGUAAGGCCAGGGUGCCUGCACAUGGACAGGUACUUCAGGUGGCACUGGAUCCCCCUGCACACCAGCAGCCUUCACAGGAGAGGGAUUCCCCUGAGCAUGGAUCUGUCCAAAGACAUCCAGAAUCCCACAGUGAGCGCUGCCAGCGGGGGCACUGCUCCCUGAUCAAACGCACUGAUGACUGGUUUGAAGUGUUUGCCUUCCACCUGGAUCGGGUCCUGGGACUCAACAGAAGCCUCCCCGCUGUGCUGAGGACUUUCACCAGUGAGAUUUUACCGUAUCGGUACAUCAGGGGUAUCCCCAGACCUGUAGUUUGGUGGGAUCCGGACAUCCAACACCUCUCUGAUGGAGACAACGACCAGAACUCAAUACCCCUCAGCUGGAUCCAGUACCAGAAGCUGCUGCAGGCCCACUGUGGGAGUGAAGCAGACCCGACGUCAGCACCCUGUGUGGGAGUCCAGCACUCAGAGUGGGGCAGACUGGCUCUCUUUGACUUCUUACUGCAGGUGAAUGACCGGCUGGACAGGUACUGCUGUGGUUUCACGCCUGAUCCCACGGAGCUGUGUGUGGAGAACCUUCUGCACGACAAGUGUGCAAACACCAAGGACCUGCUGCUGGUUCACAUCCUGGUGAGGAAGGCCGAUCCUUCCAGACUGGUGUUCAUCGAUAACGCCGGCCGGCCGGAGCAAUCCGAUGACAACCUGAACUUCAGGCUGGUUGAAGGCAUUGAUGAGUUUCCAGAGCGAGCCGUGUCCGUGCUGCACUCAGGCUGCCUGGAGAGUCUUCUUCUUCGCUCCCUCUACACAGAUAGGGAGUUCUGGGAGAGCCAGGGGGGGGGCGGUCUCAGGCCUCUGAUCCGCACCGUGGGGCACAGAGGGAAGAUUCUCCUCCAGCACAUCAGGGACAAGAAGCUACAGCUGGAGAGGGACCUCUGACUGAGCUAAACAGACAAAAUUAGAAAUAAGAAAUCCAAACAUCAUCUGGGCUAAUAAGCUGAUAAUCAAGAUGACAUUUAUAAAAUGGUGAAACUGAUUCUGAAACACAGCGGAUAAGCUUGAAAGUCAAAGAAAACACUUUUAUUAGGGCUUACACAAUUACAAUUGGUUUCAAACCCAAGUGUGCUAUUAAUAUAGCUUAAAGUUUUACUUAUAUGUUUAUAGAAAAACCAGUCAGUGAUGCUACUUUUGCCUCCAAAGGUUUUGUUUUGUUUGUGUGUGAUGUACAGCUAAGCUCAUUGCAGACUUGUGCUUUAAACUGAACUAACUAUCUAACAGCAUGUAUCUCCAGCUAUAGCUUGCUGAUAUAAGCGAUUACAGAUUUGUGUAAAUAUGUUUUAAAGAAGAAACUUUUUGGUUAAGGAGCGUUCAGCUGCACUCACGCAGGAUGUGAUUGUAAAGAGAUUUUUUUUUUUUUUACCAUAGACAGGAAGACUGCACCCAACUUAAACAUCGUUUUUAUUGUCCCUGAGGGGAAAUUUGUUUUGUAGCCAGAUUAAGAAACAUAAAAUAAUGAAAUAGAUUCAACCUAGAGUUCAUCAGGUAACUACAGAGACCUUAAAGUCCUCAAAAAGUUAAAAAAAAAAAAAAAAGUUUUAUGAUAUCUUGUGUGCAUAAUUUGAUUUUUUUUUUAACUCUUUGGGACUUCAGGGGCUCCAUAGUUAACAACAGGAAACUGACCAUGUAUGAAAAACUCCAUAAAACCAUAGUUAAAACUGAAAUAAAACUCAUCAGUCAUCAGGGUCAUGCUCCAAGAAUGACUCUCCAAGAAGGUUUAUAAUGUGUAAUGUCACAAAUGUUUCAGUUUAACAUCAGCACAAGUUUGGGGUUUUUAAAAUCCAUCUGUCUGCAGUCACACUCAGUGGAGUUUAGAGGGUCUUCACUGAUGGUCUUCACAAUUGAUGAAGGAGACCUGUAAGAUAUGUUCGGUCUUAGGUUUGGAUGCCUUGUCCACACAAUAGGUAGUUACUUCGAGUGUGUCAUUGUUUGGAAAGGUUCAAAUGAACUCGUAGAGUGAAACGUCCCAACUAACCAAAUUAUUGUCGCAGAAAUUACAUUUUUAAUUUCACCAAUCAGUGAAAUGCAUUUUUUCUUAAUGUAGUCAUUGAUACAUUAAUGCCUCUAAUGCUUAAAGUGUCUGAAACAGCUCAAAAUAACUUCUAGUCAGUGCCUUUUAUCCACAAAAAGGGAGGAAAAACUAUGACAAAGCAAUAUGUUUCAGUUAUAAUUCAUAUAAGAUGAGAUAUUUGUUUCAUACCUUAACCCGUGAACUACAGCAAGUGGUCAGUGUAUUAACAACAGUAACAUCAAGUGGUGAAAUCUUCAACUAAAACAUGAGGUCAUCUAACGGUACUCUAUUAACUCUCUCCAUAUCUUAUUUUUAACGUGUAAGGAAACAGAGAGAGAGAGAGAUGUGCUGCCAUCUUUGAAGCUGUAACAAAAAAAAAAAACAUGACUGACUACAAGUUGAGUCGCUGACACGUCUCCAUCAAGGCACACACACAGAGGACAAACAGAUCAGCUGUGAAAUCGAACGCGAGUCUGAAGAAUGAAUCACUCUGUCAGUGAGUUUCUUGGACUGGCGCGAUGCAGCAGCAAACACACGCAGGCUCUCGUGUUCAAAGUGUCUAAUUCCCGCUGAUUGUUUGAUCCUCUGCACUAAAACAAAUUGCCCCUGUAGCUCCGCCUGCUGAUAGGCCCGUCUCUCCAAACACAUUUGUGUUUUACAUCCCAUCAUCUCACUAAAUGAAGGGAAAUGUGAAACUAUUUAUUCUGCAGCUCUUCCACAACAACCUACGAGGAUUUUUCCAAACAGUUUAGUGGAAAUAGGCAGGGUCUAUCGUUUUCUAUUUUAAUAUUUUACAGCGAGCCAACAGCAGAUCGAGGGAUUGAUUCAGUUGGAUGUCUGUUUUUAGGAGAUAAGCUUUUCUCCUUUUUUAAUCGAGGGAUUAAAAAUGGCUGUCAGCAAAUAGCUUCUGGACCGGAUCCUAGAAGCCUUUUGAUAAAAAAUGUACCAAAUGUA
This is a messenger RNA of Labrus bergylta (ballan wrasse), 4457 nucleotides long. It is a transcript of the gene gask1a, whose product is annotated as golgi associated kinase 1A. NCBI's taxonomy places the organism in Eukaryota, Metazoa, Chordata, Actinopteri, Labriformes, Labridae. Gene Ontology annotation, cellular component: Golgi apparatus. The record is from RefSeq and is a predicted model, not a curated record.